Messenger RNA from Acipenser ruthenus (sterlet), 2575 nucleotides. RefSeq names its product Fc receptor-like protein 5. NCBI's taxonomy places the organism in Eukaryota, Metazoa, Chordata, Actinopteri, Acipenseriformes, Acipenseridae. Gene Ontology annotation, biological process: cell surface receptor signaling pathway. The record is from RefSeq and is a predicted model, not a curated record. The transcript is spliced from 9 exons. Gene Ontology annotation, molecular function: nucleic acid binding; zinc ion binding; transmembrane signaling receptor activity. The coding region runs from base 1 to 2232 and encodes 743 amino acids.
AUGCGAUGUUUUCACUGUAAGAAUGAGGGACACAUUGUUAAGAACUGUCCUGAGAAAGGAGGUAAUGCGGGCGAGGAGAAUGAGGGUGAGCAAGGGGAGAGAGAAGAAGCUGGGCAGCCGGAGACGCGUGGAGCUGAGAGCGGUUCCGUGGUUUCUGAUACCCCGGCUAAAGAGGGUAGUAAGGCGCAGGACACAAUGCAGGCUAGCGGGAGUCUGAAUCGGGACAGCAACGCUGAGGAGAGUGUGAGUGAGUCGGCCGGGGAUGAAAAACCGGGCAGUGGGCUUACUGACACUAAUACUGGUGAGACUUCCACACUGGCUGCAGCUGCUGCAGCAAGCGUCAGUGUGGAACAGAAAAGUAGCGACCAGAUUGAGAAAGGAGGUGUCUCUGCUGAGCCAGAAAUGAAGACUCAGGUAGAGAAAGACGAACUGACAGAAACUGAGAGAGACGAUAAGAGUCUGAGAAUGGAGCGUAGUGAGCAGAGCUCGGAGUUUGACAGUGAGGAGGAGGGGAGCCUGACUGACUGUUCCCUGACGGCAGAGCCCCCUUGCACUGAGGCUGGUUACAGCGUGGGCAGUAUUAAAACGUUUUUAGAACUUACUAAAGCUGGCAAGCCAAAGCCUGUCCUGACCCGGGAGCCUGCAGGAGAGAUAUUUGAAGGAGACACAGUCACCCUGAGCUGUGUGGUUGAGGGGAGCUCUGAUGGCUGGAGAUAUCUCUGGUACAAAGACAGGCAGUACAGCACUCCAGUGUACCAGACUAACAGCAGCAGUGGAACUGGAGCCGGAUACACAAUCAGUGCUGCUGCUCUGUCCCACAGUGGAGAGUACUGGUGUCGAGCUGGAAGGGGGAGCAAACCGUUUAACUCACAAUACAGCAAAGGUGUGAAGAUACAAGUUUCAGAGCUGCCCCAGACUACACUCACCCUGGAGCCUCCAUUCCCAGAGAUAUUCACCGGGGAGACAGUCACUCUGAGGUGUGGGGUUGAGGGGGGUUCUGCUGGCUGGAAAUAUCUCUGGUACAAAGACAGUGAGGUCACUCCAGUGCUCCAGACUGCUGGCUGCAGUAUAACUGGUGACAGCUACACCAUCACUGCAGCUGCUGUAUCUGACCAGGGCCAGUACUGCUGUCGAGGACAAAAAGGAGAUCAGCCACUCUACUCACAGCUCAGCGAUCCUGUGAAAUUAAACAUAACUGAUGUUCAUCCCAAGGCUGUCCUGACCCUGCAGUCUGCCUGGGCACAGAUAUUCACAGGAGAUACAGUCACCCUGAGGUGUGAGGUGGAGGGGGGCUCUGCUGGCUGGAGGUUUAAACAGUACAGAGAUGGACAUGAAGAGGCAUGGUGCAGUGAUCAAUACAGCAGGAGAGAUGGGGACAGCUGCACAAUCAGUUACGCUCAGAAUUCCCACAGUAGAGUGUACUGGUGUGAGUCUGGACAGGAGCGCAGUAAUGCUGUCACCUUAAGUGUGUCCAAUGAAUGGGUGAUCCUGCAGACUCCCCCCCAGCCUGUGUUUGAGGGAGAUGCUCUGACUCUGAAGUGUCGUGACCGCUAUAAUUAUCAUAUUACCAAGGUUGUCUUUUAUAAAGAUAAUAAAGAGUUACAGUCCCAGGCUGGCACAGAGCUGAGUGUGGCUCGUGUUUCAAAGAGUGACGAGGGGUCCUUCAAGUGCAGAGCGUGGUGGUGGAGCUCCUUCCAUUACUCUGAGGGAUAUGCAGAGGUGCGGGUGUCAGUGGGAGAGCUGUUCUCUUGGGUGACUCUGACAGCCUCUCCAGGAGCCACAGUGAAGGAGGGAGAGGCUCUUAACCUGACCUGUGAGGCAGCAGUGAACAAAACCCCCCGCCCUCAACUCCACUACACCAUUGUGAGAGACGGGGAGCCUGUGACUAACAGCACUGACUCUGCACUGUACAGCAUAGCCAGCACUGAGAAGAGCCACACUGGGAGCUACACGUGUGCUGUGGAGUCACAGGGAGUGAAGAAGAGCAGCCAGGAGCUACACAUUGAAGUGCAAACGUCCUGGCACAGCGCUGUUGCUAUUGGCUACAGAGUGAGCUUCACUCUGAUUCAUUUCAUUGUGUUCACUCUGCUGCUCCUUCAAUACUGCAGGAUCCAAGGUUCCCUGUGUAUUGCUGGUGGUACAUCACGGAAAACCUCGGAUCAGGAUCAGGAGCAGUCAGCAGAGGGGACUGAGCUCUGCAGCCAUGUGCAGCACACUGGAGUGUCGUACUGAAGAUCAGCCUGAAUGCAACAGUAUUGCACUGUCCUGCUAGACCAGUCUGAUGAGAAUAGUAUUGCACUGACCCAUUGAAGAUGUAUCCAUUGCUGGCUGUGCUCACUCAUCUUUGUCUUGCUAAAGACCAGUCAGACUGCCAUGUCUUAGGACUACUGCGAAUAUCUUUUCAACUAGCUGUAGUUUACAUAAAAUUACCAUAGACUGGAGUAUUGUCUAAGAAUGUAUUGCUUAUUGAUUGAUUACAUUUUUUUGAUUUAAUUGAUGGAUUGCAUUAUUUAACGUUAUGAAGUGCAUUACUUAACAAUGACUCUAUUCAUAAGCUAUUCUGUAGUGAAUAAAC